AUGGAACGAAUAAUACAACAGAGUCUGGUGAUCAUCAAGGUAAAGCAGGAGAACUAUUCGGUCGAGGACAACUGGAACAGCGUCUACAAUGGAAAAGUUCUCGCCAAAAGAAAGGCUCCGCCAAAAGCUGCCCCCAAGAAAGCCGCCCCGGUACCAAAGAAAGCAGCACCAAAGAAAGCAGCACCAAAGAAAGCAGCACCAAAGAAAGCAGCACCAAAGAAAGCAGCACCAAAGAAAGCAGCACCAAAGAAAGCAGCACCAAAGAAAGCAGCACCAAAGAAAGCAGCACCAAAGAAAGCAGCACCAAAGAAAGCAGCACCAAAGAAAGCAGCACCAAAGAAAGCAGCACCAAAGAAAGCAGCACCAAAGAAAGCAGCACCAAAGAAAGCAGCACCAAAGAAAUCCCCCAUCGCACCGAAGAAGGCAGCACCUAAAAAGGCAGCACCAAAGAAGAGUACACCCAAGAAGACUGUACCUAAGAAGACUGCAGCUAAGACUAUACCUAAGAAGUCUAUGCCCAAGAAGUCUACACCCAAGAAGUCUACACCUAAAAAGGCAGCACCAAAGAAGAGUACACCCAAGAAGACCGUACCUAAGAAGACUGCACCAAAGAAGAGUACACCUAAGAAGACUCCGGCUAAGAAGUCUACGCCUAAGAAGUCUAUACCUAAGAAGAAUCCAGCCAAGAAGACUGCACCUAAGAAGACUCCAGCCAAGAAGACUCCGGGCAAGAAGAUAACACCCAAGAAGACAACACCCAAGAAGACAACACCCAAGAAGACUCCAGCCAAGAAGACUACACCCAAGAAGAGUACACCUAAGAAGACUGCACCUAAGAAGACUCCAGUUAGGAAGACUACCCCCAAGAAGUCUACCCCCAAGAAGUCUACCCCCAAGAAGUCUACACCUAAGAAGUCUACACCCAAGAAGACUACCCCCAAGAAGAAUGGCUCCAAUAAAGCUGCCCAUGCAUCAAAGAAGACCGCGUCCAAGAAGGCUACUCCUACACCAAAGAAAACUACAACAAAGAAGGCGGGACCAAAAAAGGCAUCUUCCAAGAAAGCCAACUCUACGAAAGCUCCCUCCAAGAAGAAAGCUUCGUCAGGACGAGGAAAGGCUGCUCAUAAAAAGACCACGCCUAAAGGAGGUAAAACUUCGCACAAAAAGCAGGCAGCAAAGAAGGCCGCUUCAAAGGCAAAUACGUCUCAGGGAAAGAAGGUUCCCAAAAGCCAGAAUGCUUCCAAACAAAGAGGAGCUUCCAAAGGGAAAGGCGCUGCCAGGGGUAAAGCUAAUACCAAGGGCCACUCUGCUUCUAAGGGACAGCGAGGCUCUAAUAACAAGAACAUUUCCAAGGGCAAGAAUAAUGCCAAGGGAACGAAGAACUCGAAAGGUUCACCAGGGAGAAAAGCUAUUUCCAAGGGCAAGAAUACAUCCAAGGGCAAGAAUUCAUCCAAGGGCAAGAAUUCAUCCAAGGGCAAGAAUUCAUCCAAGGGCAAGAAUUCAUCCAAGGGCAAGAAUUCAUCCAAGGGCAAGAAUUCAUCCAAGGGAAAGAAUUCAUCCAAGGGUUCAUCUGGGAGAAAAGCUGCUUCCAAGGGCAAGAGUCAGUCCAAGGGUGUUCCCCAAAGAAAAGCCGUCUCUAAAGGCAAGAAUCUAGCUCAGGGGAAGAAAAGUCUCAACGGCGAGAAUAGACCCAAAAUUUCUUCUGGCAAAAAAGCUACAUCCAAAGGCAAGAACCAUGCCAAAGGAAGGAAUUCAUCCAAAGGCAAGCACAAUACCAAAGGAAAGAAUACAUCCAAAGGCAAGAACCAUGCCAAAGGAAAGAAUGCAUCCAAAGGCAAGAACCAUGCCAAGGGAAAGAGUACAUCCAAAGGCAAGAGCAAUAAUGGGGGCACGAAUAAUGCCAAGCACAAUCCAAAGAAUGGUCCCCAAAGGAAAGCCACCACUGGCAAGGGCGCUGCCAGCGACAAGAAUACUUCUAAGGGAAACAACAACCCUCUCAAGGCUGGACAGCCAAAAUCUGGCUCUCCUAGUAGAGCCCCUGUGUUAGGGUGUCGCGCUGAUAAUGACCCAACUUGCAAUGCCCCUAAAACAGGAGAAAAGAGAAAAGCAACUGACGAUGGAGGAAAUACGGGAGCUCAACGUCCAAAGACUGAUUCGUCGAGCUCAAACUCGGCCUCGAGUCAAAGUCCUUCUAACAAUCAACCUCAACCAUUACCGAAAUUGAAGGAAGAGUAUGCAGGCAAGGCUCAACACGGGAUGUAUAUGGCAGUUUGGCCGAAUCCAGCAGCGCCCUUGCCAGCAGGGCUUACCAAGGUAGGUAUAAAAUUCGGUGACGGCCCAGCCUCGACAUUUUCAGAAUACUCAAGGACGAAUGGGCAUCCUGACACAAUGGGCUGGUCACAUAGUAGUGGGCAACAACCUUCGUUUGUCCAAACGCAAAAAUAUGUGGGAAAACACCCAGAAGCAGUGCUUCCUGAGGCUACCAGACAACGUCCUGGUAAACACCAAGAGAAGGUCUCCUUUGGGGAUGAGCACAAAGGCCACCGUGAGGUGUAUGAUCUGCGGCCGAUGACACAAGCCGAGAUUGAUGCAAAACAUGGAGCCGGAAAAUACAAGGAAAUCAGCAUGCAACAGAUGAUGGGCAGCUUGUAA
This is a messenger RNA of Clonostachys rhizophaga, 2652 nucleotides long. The record is from the annotation of a GenBank genome assembly. Lineage: Eukaryota; Fungi; Ascomycota; Sordariomycetes; Hypocreales; Bionectriaceae.